Messenger RNA from Asterias rubens (European starfish), 2496 nucleotides. Its product is annotated as probable ubiquitin carboxyl-terminal hydrolase MINDY-4. NCBI's taxonomy places the organism in Eukaryota, Metazoa, Echinodermata, Asteroidea, Forcipulatida, Asteriidae. Gene Ontology annotation, molecular function: K48-linked deubiquitinase activity; cysteine-type deubiquitinase activity. Gene Ontology annotation, biological process: protein K48-linked deubiquitination. The coding region runs from base 103 to 2373 and encodes 756 amino acids. The transcript is spliced from 15 exons. The record is from RefSeq and is a predicted model, not a curated record.
CCGCCCGUUUGGUAAACAAGUUUUGUUUCUACGCAAAAUUGUAUCUGAGAUUUGUAUGGUUUUACAGUUGAAACUGCUGAUUGUGAUUCAGAUUCACAAACGAUGAUCGAAAACGAAUAUGUGGAGAAUGUGGCUGCGUCGUUGGUCCGAGAAUAUCUUAGUAGAAAGGGACUUAAAUCGAGUCUUUCAUCAAUGGAUCAAGAAAUGCCAAGGGGAGAAGGUAGCAUCAGCAACAGAGCGCAGUUAGCAAGGGAAGUAAACAUUGAGAGGCUACUCAAGAAAAAUAAAGAGCAUUCCUAUCCGCUACGAUCCAUGAUUGAAAUCAUCACCAAAUAUUUUCUAGAGAGGGCGCUAAACUCUUCUUCUAAAUCAGACUACGUCCCGCUUCAAUCAUCAUCAUCUGGGUCAUCAUCAAAGACAAGAGACAGUGCGCCCUCUUCAGAGGAAAUCAACAACAGUAGCAGUAGUCAAAAGAGCAGAGGGAGUAAGAAAACUUCUCCAACUAAGCCAGCUAAAUCGUCACUAUAUGAUAUGAAUGAGCUCGAACCUGGGCUGGGCCUGCCUCAAGAAGACGUAGGCGGUACUUACAGACCAAAUAGAGUCCCUACCCCGGUCAUUACAAUGAGGGAACGACCGAUGGUCAAAGAACCUGAGACCUAUCCAGGCUCUGCAGAAGAGAGACUGAUUGGGAAACCAUACAAUGGUAGCAGCAGUGGGAUUACUGUCAAAGAAGAAGCCGUACCAAAGAGGAGUAGUGCUCGACCAGGAAGUGCCUCUAGGAGUAGAGGUCUUGGUGGUCCGAUAACUAGCAGCCUUGAUAGCUCUGACAGGAGGAAAUCAUCAAAGAAAGCAACACCAGCUAAGACAAACUUCAACUCGUCCCUUGAUUCAAGUCGUGAUAUCAAACUUGAUUCUGAGAAACCCUCAGCAAAUCGCAACCGUCUCAAAGAUCUAGGCUUCAACUUUGACCCACCAGUCUCAAAAAACUCUGAAAAUGAUGAGUCCAUCAUUAAAACUGAGACAAGACGCCCAGAGUCUAGAAACCGCAGGUCUGUGACGGAGAUGGAAGGCGAGAAUGUAGACGGAGGAAGGGAGAGAAGUAAUUCUGCAUCCGGGAGACCUAGACCAGAAUCAGGGAGAACAAAAGUGACGACAUCCAAGGGGAAAGUAGAGACAGAAAAGGGGAGAGUCUCGACAGUGAAGCAGACCCUCGGAGACAUAGAGUUGGGAGAUAUAGAUGACCUUGAUGAUGAUCUUAAUAAUUUGCAGCUGAGACCCACAGUCAAAACUACUACAAAAGUGGCAGAUUCAAGACCCAUCACGCAACAGCAGGCAAUUGAUCUGAAGAAUCUGUUGUUUGGUUCUACGUCUGGCUCUUUCAACGAGGAAUGGAAGAUGCAAGGGCUUGGAUUUAAUGACAUCAACAAGUUGGAGUUUGGUAUCGUACAACACAAGGGUGGACCGUGUGGUGUAUUGGCAUCCAUCCAAGCCUGCAUUAUGCAACAUUUACUCUUUGGAGAAAACAAGAUCUCCACUGUAGCCAGUUUACAGCCAACAAGUCGAGAAAGAAGUCAGUGUUUAGCUUUGGCUCUUUGUGACAUUGUAUGGAGAGCAGGAGAAAAGAAACACGCCAUCAUUGUCACACUCUCAUCAAGGUCACAAUUUACUUCUUCAGGGAGAUACAAAAAUGACGGACUCACAGAAAAUCUGGUUCUAAAUCACUUCAAGAAGAAAGAAGAACUGCUGGAGUUUGUUUCGGCUCAUAUCGGCGUUUAUGAAUCCAACACAUGCAGUGGUUGUAUACUGGCUCUGUACUCUACAAUAUUUUCAAGGACCAUAGAGAAGGUCAUUGGUGACAUGGAUGAGCCAACCAACAAGCUGAUGGGAGCGCAUGGCUAUUGUACACAGGAUAUGGUCAACCUCAUUCUCACAGGCAGAGCAGUCUCCAAUGUCUUCAAUGAUGUGAUGGAGUUAGACUCUGGGAGUGAGGAUAAGAUGAUACUGAGAGGUGUGAACAGCCGGAGUGAUAUUGGACUACUCUCGCUGUUCGAACAUUACGGGUCGGUCAAGGUUGGGAGUAAUUAUAAGACGCCGCGUAAUCCAAUCUGGGUCGUCUGCAGCGAGAGUCAUUUCAGCGUUCUGUUCUGCUUAAAGAAAGAGUUGCUCGGUGAUUGGAAGGUGGAACGUCGUUUUGAUCUGUAUUAUUACGACGGAUUAUCAAGACAGCAGGAUGAGAUUAGGCUGAGUAUCGACACAACUCAGAACUGCCCAGAUCACAAUGAUGACGACCUUGUACCUCCACUUGAGCACUGCAUCAGAACCAAGUGGCCAGAUGCUGUGGUAAACUGGAAUAAUACAGAGCCAAUCUUAUAGACGAUGUGACCUCUAUUUACAUUCAAACCGCCCUCUGUUGACAAAACACUGUCCAAGUCAUGUUUCUCCGGGCAAAAAGACGCGUAGUCAUGGUAAGAUUGUGUGUACUUCCUAACUGGCUGC